Dictyostelium purpureum is the source of this 1089-nucleotide messenger RNA. RefSeq lists its product as uncharacterized. The record is from RefSeq and is a predicted model, not a curated record. NCBI's taxonomy places the organism in Eukaryota, Evosea, Eumycetozoa, Dictyosteliales, Dictyosteliaceae. The coding region runs from base 1 to 1089 and encodes 362 amino acids. The transcript has 2 exons.
AUGAAAAAUAAAUUAGAUAAUAAAAAAACUAAAGUUAAUAAAAGUAUAAUACACCAAAAUGUUAAUAUAAAUAAAUAUAAUCUAAAUAUAAACAAUAAUAAUACGAAAAAUCAAAACUUUAAUCUAAACAAUAAUAUUAUCAAUAAUAAUACUAAUGAUAAUAAUUAUAAUAAUAAUAAAAAUAAUAUAAUCAUUAAUAACAAUAAUAGUGGUUUUAGCCAUAAAGAUAUUAUAAUUGAUAAAAACAAUUACAAUAUUAAAAUCAAUGUCAAUAAUAAUAAAAAUAUUGUUAAUAAUAUAACAUCAAAUUAUAAUGCCAUAUUUAUAAACGAAAUAAAAGAAAUCAAUAAUGAAGAUGGAGUUGCAAUUAGAAAAACCAACAUUAUAGACAACAGUGUAGGUUUAAACGGUGCAGAUAAAAAACCAACAAGUACCUCAAUUUUCUCAAAAGAAUUUCUUGAACUUAAAAUCCCAAAAAAGAAAAUUGAUGAAAAUCAAUUAUCUUUAGAUCAAGCUCAAAAAGAAAAACAAAUUGUUGAUGAAGAAUACGAAGAAGGUGAAAUUGUUGAUAGUGAUGAUAAAACUACAAAUGUAAAUAAUAAAAACAACAAUAAUGAAAAUAAUAAUUACAAUACCAAUAUUAAUAACAACAAUUUUUAUAAUUUUUAUAACCCUAAUAAUAACCAAAGUAUUAAAAGCAGUAUAGAAGAAAAUAACAUUCAUUUAGAAAGUGGUUUUUAUAAUGUAAAGAAUCCAAAAUUUAUUAACUAUUUAUUAACAUAUCCCGAAAUAUUAAAUUAUUGUUUUAAACUAAUUCAAACUUUUAACUACCCAAUCGAAUAUAUAUUAAACUCUUUAAAUAUUCAAAAUUAUCAAAGUCUCUUGUUUAUAAUUAAUAAAUUUAGGGAAAUAAACAAUAACAAUAACAAUUCUAAUAUUGAUAAUUCUAGGUUAUUUAUUGACUCUUCAUCAUCGUCUUCUUUUUCCAUUAGAAAAAAUAAAAAGAUAUCUUCAAGUGUUUUAUCAAGUUUGUCCCCAUCAAACAAUGUGGCUCUCUGUAAAAUACAAAAUGGUCAUUUUAAUAAGUAA